GAAUCCUUUCAAGUUUGAGGGCAUCAUGAGAAGCUCAAAAACCAUAAAUGACGGUACUAUCUUGUGCAUAAAGCCGCGGUGAUUCCCAUCGAACAUAUUUGUUGUCCUACGCCAACAGAUUCCGCAACCAUCAGGAUGUUCAUCAUUUCGCCUACAGAGGAGUCCAAAGAGUUGGCCACGCAGGCUCAUUUCCCCGUCGACAAAUUCAUUCGGAAUAUUGAUGCGAAAGACUUCUGGAGAUUUCCCGACGGCAUGGAGACUAUCGAGGCCAAGCGACUUCUACGACACUACGUCGUCAAACAGAAACCGACUCUUGACAAAAGAGCAGCAUCCCGAGGGAUACACAUAGAAGGAAGGCUAAUGACGGUAGGGCCCGAUGUUGUCUGGCUGAGAGACGAUCUUCUCAGGAAUAACCUGGAUAAGACCACCGUGAUAUGCUUGGCCAUCCCAGCCCCCUCCCAGGUGCAGAAUGCAGCACCAUCUCAUGAGGGCCCGAAAAUCAAGCAAACGUUGAUGCCAGAAAUACGGAAGGGUGGGACGAAAGCUUUUACGAUCGACUGGUCGGAGAAAGGGUUUGCGGACGCAACGGCUGCAGUGAAGGAGAGUAAGGGAACCAUGUUGGCACCCGUUCAUCUGCAAGUCGGCUGCGUAUUGCAGCUUGACGAACAUGAGGAACUCUACGUGCGACCAGAGGCUGAAGGCGUAUGUAUGGUCUUGUUUGGGCACAAGUACAGCACGCAGGAAGCGGGGAGUAGGUGAGGCAUUCAGGGAUCCCAUUUUCAUAGCUUUUCUAAGAAAAGGUCAAAGGUCGCAUUGUCCCGAGAACCGAUCAGAUCAGAGACGUCGGUCAGAAACAUCUGUGCAGACCAGCUUGGAUCCUCUCCCCAGCCACAUUCCCCCAUCUCCCUAGUAUUCUCG
Verticillium dahliae VdLs.17 is the source of this 918-nucleotide messenger RNA. RefSeq lists its product as uncharacterized. Lineage: Eukaryota; Fungi; Ascomycota; Sordariomycetes; Glomerellales; Plectosphaerellaceae. The transcript has 2 exons. Bases 136 to 759 code for a protein of 207 amino acids. The record is from RefSeq and is a predicted model, not a curated record.